Messenger RNA from Toxorhynchites rutilus septentrionalis, 7107 nucleotides. Its product is annotated as mucin-4-like. Gene Ontology annotation, biological process: protein dephosphorylation; negative regulation of protein kinase activity. The record is from RefSeq and is a predicted model, not a curated record. The transcript is spliced from 12 exons. The coding region runs from base 75 to 5309 and encodes 1744 amino acids. Gene Ontology annotation, molecular function: protein serine/threonine phosphatase activity; cation binding. Lineage: Eukaryota; Metazoa; Arthropoda; Insecta; Diptera; Culicidae.
AGGAAUGAAUAAUUUUUAUUGUGUCUAAAGACUAUAAUCAUUGAGAACAUUGGGAAUAUAAGUGAUUAGUGAAAAUGAACAGUUCCGUCUUAGAAGAUUGCCGAAAGUUUUUAGAAUGUUUCAAGAACUUUAAAGACAACGACCAGCUACAUGUACGAGCUCCUAGAUAUAAUUUAACAGAGUCGGAGGUAGCCGGCGAAGUAAUUAUUUGGAUUCACCAAUAUCUGUUGGCAAUCAAUUGUCCUCAAAUUUUAUUCGUAGCUAUUGUCAGAGAUGUACUACAGAACAUGAAGCCUUACCUAAAACUUCCCAAGGAUGAACACAACGCAAUCAACUCUUUCAAGUUAAAUACGAUCGUAUUAGCAAACACAAAUGCUUUUUGCGAAAGACUUAUGGAUAACGCCGUGCUCAAUGAAAUCAUAUCAGAAUGUUCGACGAAAAUAUCAUUCAAGUUACCGCUGUAUUCCGUGAAAGCUAUAAAAAACAAGCGACCAAGAAUGGAAGACAGGCAUAUUUGUAUAAAUGAUUUCAAUGGAAUUUUCGAUAUCGAAAAUUCUGAGCCGACUAGCUUUUAUGGAGUGUACGAUGGACAUGGUGGUCACGAUGCAGCAGUCUACACAGCUGCUCAUCUGAGUUACAACAUCGCCAACAACAGCAAUUACCCUCAGGACAUAGAAAGGGCAAUUCGGGAAAGUUUUGUUCAGACGGACGAAGCGUUUAUUGACAAAAACGACAGAUACGUGAUGAAUAGCGGAACAACUGCUCUAGUUUGUAUAUAUCGUGCAAUAGAGAAACGAUUAUUCGUUGGAUGGGUUGGAGAUUCACAGGCUUUGUUGGUAUCUGAGGGUCAAGUCUGUCAAAUAGUGUCAUCGCAUGUCCCAGCGUUAAAAAGUGAGCGUGAACGAAUCGAGAAAUUGGGUGGAUUUGUUUUAAAUAUUAGUGGUCAUUGUCGCGUAAAUGGACAACUCGCUGUUUCAAGAGCAAUUGGAGAUGCAUCAUAUAAACCUUUCGUGACUAGUAAGCCAGAUACUUUAUCUGUUUGUCUCAAUGGUACGGAAGAUUUUCUAAUCAUGGCAAGCGAUGGGUUAUGGGAGUCACUCAGUGAGGACUCCAUAGCCUUAUUUAUCUAUCGUGCAAUCGCCGAAAAUCCAGAUUGUGUUGACACAAUCGCGGAUAAACUGAUCGAAAGUGCUAAAAACCACACAACAGAUAAUAUCACCGUUGUUGUAAUUUUCUUCAAAGAUCCCUACGUAAUAAAAAAGUCGACCUGGCUCAAUAAGAUGGAAGCUACAUACGACAGAACCAAUAUUAGCAAUAUCUCUGAAAAUGAUAUGAUAUCGUCACCAGAGGCCACAAAUAACUUCAUCGCGAUUUCGAACGAUGCGUACACAAUGAACGAAACACAUAAAAACAGCCUAGAUCAACGUUUCGAUGAUGACUUCGGACCUGAAACGGAUGUAGACGGCUUAGAAGACACCAGAGUACUUGGUGAUUCCGAUCUAUCAAAUAAUGAAAAAAAUUCCCCUGAAAACAAGAUGACGGAACAUGAGUCUGACCGAAACAGGAAUAUUAUUUACGAUAAUAGUAAAUCUAAGAACGAUUUAGUGCAGUUUUAUGACGAACAACCUCCAGCCAACUUAUUUUUCGACCAGGUCGUCGUAGAUAAUAUCGAAACUAACCAGAUUGUAGAUAACAAGAUCAUCGACGCGAUAGAGUCUUUAGCAAUAACGGAGAACAAAGAAGAGCAACAUAACAUCGAGAACGAGAAGUCUGAAAUCGAGAGCGAAAAACAGGAAGAGCAACGAAUAUAUUUAUCCGAAAAAUCUCCUGAUAUAGUGGAUGUUCCUGAAAAAUCAUUGCUGAACAAUGAUGUUUGCACAGAUACACUCAACGGAAGUCCAAUUCUAGAGGGCGAACCACUGGAAAACGAACCAGUUACUGUUCCUACUAAUCCUGUAGCGGAAAGUGCAGGUGAGGAAUCUGGAGAAGAAGACGACGAAUGGAACUACUUCAAAACCAGCGAUAAUUCUAAAUUGGAGACGAAAUACACGGAACAACAAAAUACACUUGAACGAAUCGAUCCAGUAGAAACAUCGUUCCAGUUGGAGGUUGAUGGACCAGUAGUAAGCACAACUCAUACCGAAAGUUUUGGGAACGAAUCAACUCUCGAACAGCCGAUUCUCUGUAACUUAUCAGAAACCAGCACAGAGGAUAGCAAACAUCAGCACAUCACAGAACAGGAAGCAACACCGAAUGUCGAAAAGCACGUAUUCGAUACGGCUUCAAUAGAAGAGAAGCCAGAAGAAGCUGCUACGAAUCCGACUUUAAGCUUCCCAGUGAAUUCUGAUGUAGCGGCUGUCGAAGAGAAAUCAAUCCUAGAAUCCCACUCGACCUCAACCGAUCAACCGGAACCUCACAUAUCUUUUGUCGAAGAGACUCAACUGCCUCCGAAUAACACAAUUUCUGAGGAAGAAUUUGCGAAAGACACAAUAGAACCAUGCGAAAGUAAUGAAUUCAUUCAGGAGCAAGUGCAUGAACAUAUAGAAGAAGGAACGAUUGAACAGGAGGAAUCUAUGCCAAAGCAGCUCACAGAACCUGAACAAAUAACAAUCGAAGAGAGCAACUCUGCGCAAGAGCAGGAAAACAAUCAAUCAAAGAUACUAGAUCACUUAAAUGAGCUGGCUGAAGAGCGAAUGGAAAAAUUGAAUGUUGAUGUAGACUACUCAGAACUAGAUCAAAAAGAGACUACUUCAGUGGUUGAAAAAGAGAUUGAUGAACCGAUAGAAGCUGAACUGGCAGCAACGGAUAUCGAUGAAAUUCUAGAACACCAUAACAAUUUAUGUUUUGAAAUGGCUUCCAAGUUGAAUCCUGAAGCAAAAGAAUUUGUGCCUAUUAGCUCGCCAGUUCGGUCUAGUCCCUCUAGUCCAGUGUCUAAUAUGCCGACAUCGAUACAAAAUCCAUUUUUAAUGAUUGGGGACGACAAGGUAGUUGCACAAAGUCCAAAGAAAGGCGUGAACGUAAUGGAUAACAUUGAUUUACCUGAAGAAAACGAUUUCCAGCAUGAAAUGGACAUUCGGCCGCACGAACUAGAGAAAUCAUCGGAAUACGCUAGUGGAAAUGUGAAUGCUACUGCAUAUUCACACUCUCCAGCGAGUGAACCGUCUUAUCAGGAAUUGAAUCUCAAGGAAUCCAUGCAGUGCGAUGAAAAACUCGAAAAUGAAUAUAACGAUGAAAAACAAACGGCCGAAGAAAGUUCCUCUGAAAUUUCUAAUCACAAUAUGUUCAGUGGUACACCAAAAGAACUGAACUCUAUGAAUAUGUCGUUCUACGAAGGCCGUGAUGAGCUACUGCUGUCAAAUAACUCUGAUGAAUUAAACAAGAUACACAUUCUACCAGAUGAAGAGGAUCUAGUGGAUCAAGAUCAUAAAGAGAUUGAGAAUGUCCCGCAAGUAAUCGAAGAUGAUUCAAUCUGUCCCCUGAUCCCAACAAAUAACGGGGAAAUGAAAAUAGAAAUUGCGCAAACUAUUGACACUUCAGAACCCGACAACAGUAGGUGUAUCGUGGAUGAAGAAUCGCCAAAUUCGAUUUUAACAGCUGCAUCGCAAGUAAUAGAACACGUUACGGCUUUGGUCGAACAAAUGCCCAAAAAUUUGAGCUUAUCGAAUGAACAAGUGAACGAAGAACCAGAACCGGAAAGCUCUGCUCCGAAUUUGCUGGAUGCAGUAUGUCUCCCAGAAGCUUCAAGUAUUCCAUGUUAUCAAAAAAAUGAGGAUCGUGAUCACACUACUUCAGCAAUUGAUGCUAGCCAGGAGGUAUUGAUUAGCUUAGAAUGCCGAAACAAUGAGAAUAUCACCCAUGAUACAACGAAUGAAUUGAUAAACGAAGCUCUGCAGAAUAACGUUAUUGAGACUGAUGACAUUAACUCAUGUUCUGAACUACAUGUACAGAAUGCAAACUCUGCUAAAGCAGAUGCUGAAAGCGAUGAACUGACAUCAACAUUAAUAGAAUCAUUACAGCAAGAAGUUGUGGCAGAAAAUGAAUUUAUCACAGAUGAAAGCGUUUUAAAUGUACCAUCUCCCACUAAAAUUUCAUGUGAACAGCAAGAUCUUGUGUCUGCAGUUGAAACACUUUUGGUAGAGCAAGUAUCAAAUGAACAGGCAGAUUUGUUGACAUUACCUGUAACUACUGAUACAAAUAAUUCUGCUAAAAUUGAGACAACCACCAUUCCUUCCAUCGAGGAACAAUUGCCUAAACAAUUGGAUUCAAUCGUAAUUGGAAGUUCGGUUCCUGCUAAGAAAUCCUCAGCGAGUACUAUUAAAUCAUCAAGUGUUCUAAAAUCAACAACAACGAAAACUGCAAAAGCACCAAGUGUUGCCGAGAAAAAGACACUUAGUUCCAGCAAGCCGUUGGUUAAGAGUAACGCGAGAGCAACGCCAUCAACAAAAACAGAACCAACAACAACAGUAAGAAAAACGACUACAGUCAGCAGCACCCUCACGUCUACAAACACCAGCAAAACUAUCGCUGGAAAAUUAUUGUCCUCAACAACAACAGCUCGCUCUGGUGUAACAAGUAGUGCGACCAGCAAAAUUGAAAAGAAAAAGCCAGCAGCAAGUACCGUCAAUGGAGAAUUGAAGAUAACAUCGGUUACCAAGAAACCAUUAACUUCAUCAUUGACAGCCAAAUCGUCAGCAACGAAGAGCACUACCAGCACAGCCAGUAAUAGCACAAUAAAAACACCAGCAACUGCUACUGCUAAACCCGCAAGUUUAUCAAAACCAACAACGACUGCAACCAAGACUUCUGUAUCACUAGCAUCCGCUAAGACGACGCACCGUACUUCAGUUACAACGAAACCUCGUGCAGUCCCAUCAACAACAGUACAGAAAAAUGUUACGUCAGCUCCUUCCACCCCUAGUCCUAUACCGACCACUACAAUGAAGAAGCUACCCGCUAAACCUACAACCACAUCAAAAACUCUCCCGGCUGGCAAAACCACACCAGUUACCACUCAAUCAUCAGUGAAGCCCAACGUUCCUCUAGCUGGUUUGCGCAAAAGCAGUACUACACCAAAUAAAAAACCCAGUCCAUCAACGGCUGUUGCAAAAGUUGGCACAAGAACAUCAUCUGCAAAAAAGCCGGUUCCAUCUAAAACCGGAAUUCAAUCUCUCGGAGAAAAUACCUCGCUCGGAGACAACGCUACCAAUUUAUCAAAUUUGGAUAAACAAUUAAAAAAUGAGAGUAACCAACUGAUUACUAAAAAUGGAAUUGAUACCCAGAUGAUCGUAAUCGAUUCCGCCGCUGAUUAAGUUUUUGUUCCUUUCUGCACUAGGUAUCAAUUUGAUUUUAUAUUUAUGACAAUAUGUUUGCAUGUGGAUAUAUUAUUCAUUGAGAAAUAAAAAUUGAAUCUCUAUUUUGGUUGUCAAGUCAUACUGGUUAACACAGCAAAAGCAGUUUUUAUUUCAGUUUAUUCGAUAAACGCAAUGUGGGUACGCUUCAACCAGGUUAUUUUUUCCUAUAACACUACUAUCAGCAUACGACAUAUAGUUUGUAUUCAAUAUUCGAAAAAAAAAAAUACGUUUGUUCUCUUAUGCUGUUAUCAAAUCAUUUACAAUUCAAAUUUUUUAUUCGACCACGUGGCGCGAUAUACACUAUUUAAUGUGUGUUUAGUCCAAAUACAUUUUAAUUUGUUUGCAUAACUACUCUAGGAUAAUAAAAUAAAGCUUUUAAUCGGUUAGUUAGUCUUUGAAAAUGUGAGUUUGUGUCUUAGGGCAACCAAGAAAAUACUGAACCGAUUGAAUAGUUUUGCAUAUAUUCAAAAUGAUGAUGGAGGAAAUGGCAGCUUAACAUGUUGGUUUUCCAGAGAUUUGAAUAUACUAUCUGUUCGAUGUGUUUUCAUCAAAUCGAGAACAAGGGUUAGUGUAGUGUCCACAAUAGGUAGAAGUUUGAUUUCUAUCUUUUUAUAGCCGUCUUCGAAAGCUUAUUAUAUGAACACAGAACAGUUGCGUUUUAUUUUAGUUUCCGUAAAUGCAAGUGCAGUUUAUUUCUUUAUUGAUCUGGCAGUCUGUUAAGACAAAUUAUGCAAUAAUCUUGAAUAACUUUUCCGCAUCUUUGAACAUCAAUACACUGACACAUUGGUAGUAAACGAAUAAUAUUAAUGCUUUAUCAUCCCAACAACAUGUUUCUUCCUGUUUCCUUAUAUGUCAUAAUUAUCCACAGCGCAAUUGCAUUCAUCGAAUUACCUAUCUUAUGUAGAUCUGAUACCAAUCAGAAUAAAACAUGGUUUUGCAAAUUAGACCAGGCUCUCGUUUCGAGAAUGAGUGAUUUAUUUUAUUUAUGUACAUUGUUAAGGUUCGCUUUAGGUUUUCAAAAAAAUAUUAUAAAUCCCGAUAAUAUGCAAGCAAAGAUUUGUAAUGAUAAAAUUAUAGAAUGGAAUGAAUUUGCAAGUUAUUAUUUGAAUCGGAAUAUAGUCGAACAGCAUGCUUGAUACUAGCAGCCCAACUAUAUUGUGUUUUCUCCUAUACGUUCAUUCCCAAUGUUUACAUCCCGGCAAAUCCAAAAUGCCAAUAUGAAUAACCAAAUCUGCAUCAAAACGAUAUUAUAUUAUCCUUUAGAUCAUUUUAUCACCCUACUUCUCAAACUUUCACAACGAAAACAAUUCCACAAGUCAUAAUUUCAUCUGUCUAACUGUUAACAAUCAUUAUUAUUAUUACCAACUAUUUUUGUAUUUACUAUAAUUUAUAAUGACUAAGACGAAAUUUAGUAUAUCGUAUCUAUUGAACAUUUAUGUUUAAACAAUUUUUUACUCUUUCCAUUAUUCGAAAAUUAUCAUAACUGAGUUUCACUAUCGCCAACUAGUCUAUUCAAAAGCGCACAACAACAUCAAUUGUAAGCCUAACGAUUAUUACAUGACGAACACGCUAUUAUAGUUCUGAACGAAGGUUACGAAAAUUUGUCUCUUUGGUUUUCGCAUUCAUUUAUGUAGCAGCAACGUACUUCCUACGAAGGCAUCCUUAUUAAUAUAUUCAUUGGCAGCAUACUUUAACAAAAAUCGGAUUGUACUAAAGUUCGAAUAUCGCAAAAUAUACAAAGAUUAACAGGACCAUA